Messenger RNA from Harpia harpyja (harpy eagle), 1713 nucleotides. RefSeq lists its product as uncharacterized. Gene Ontology annotation, biological process: cell surface receptor signaling pathway. NCBI's taxonomy places the organism in Eukaryota, Metazoa, Chordata, Aves, Accipitriformes, Accipitridae. The record is from RefSeq and is a predicted model, not a curated record. The transcript has 8 exons. Gene Ontology annotation, molecular function: transmembrane signaling receptor activity. Bases 107 to 1696 code for a protein of 529 amino acids.
CGCCGUUCCGUAGCAACCGGGCUCAUGUGACGGCCGUGCCACCAGGCUGGACCGAAGGGGAAGGAGAUGUUCUUGUCAUCACAGAAAGAGGAGGACUCCACCCGAAAUGGGGCCCCUUCGCCUCGUCCCUCUGCUCGCCUCUCUCCAGAUACUUCUCCCACUGGGAUCACCUACAGACCUUCCUCCUCCUCCCAACAUCACCGUGACGCCGGAGAAAACGGAGUAUCUCAUCGGAGAUGCCAUCUCCAUCCGAUGCGUGGCCCCCUGGUCGAAGGAGCGGAUGCAAGGUUUUCAGUUUUUGGGGACAAGCGGCUGGGCCGUGGAUGUCAGGACGGCGAAGAGGAGCUACACCUACCGCUUCAACGUCACGGGGCCGAAGGACGGGGGGUCGCACGCUUGCACGUACACCGUCGUCAACCAGUUCCGCCGACCCGUCCGCUCCCAGGAGAGCAAAUUCGUCUUCCUCAGCGUUAAAGACCAUCCGCCUCAACCCACGUUGGUCUUGAAUUCUUCAACCGGCGUCACGAUCGAAGGCCAACCCCUCGUCUUCCUCUGCACGGCCCCGGCGGGGGAUGCAGAGCGGAGGUUUCAUUUCUACAAGAAGAAGGUCGAGGUCACCAACUGGGCCAAGCUGACCUCGGGCUACACCGAAGCCCAGCUCCAGGUGGCGAAGAGCGGCCAGAACGACACCGGCAACUUCACCUGCGGUUACGACGAGAAAACCGAAGGGCGCUGGAUCCCGUCCUACCCCAGCCAAGCCGUGGAAGUCCUCGUGAAAGAGCCCGCUUCGGCUCCCCGCUUGGGAGUAGACCCUCCCUCCGGGGUGGUGAGCGAAGACCGCCCCUUACGUCUCACCUGCGUCGCCUCCAGAGAUGACUUCAGGUUGAGGUUUGGCUUCUACAGGAACGGGGUGAAGAUCCCACCAGGCCAAGCGGGCUCAAAAACCAGGAACACUGGGAAUUCCUCCGAGCUCCUCUUCCCGCAAAGCCCCAGGAGCUUCAGCGGGAAAUUCAGCUGCGAGGUGGAGGAGGAGGUGGGCGGGACGUGGGUGCCGUCACCCCGAAGCGAAGCGGUGGACGUUACCGUGAAGGAUUGUCCCUCCCAGCCUGCUUUGCUCCUGGACCCCCCAUCCGGAGAAGUCGUUGACGGCGACCCCUUGCUCCUCACCUGCGUGGCCAACGGCCCCGCCGCCCAACGGAAAUUUUUCUUCUACAAAGACGGCGCCGAGCAAUUUUCGGAGACGGCCACGAAGGACCGCUCGCUCUUCAACAUCCCCGAGGCCAAAGCCACCGUCGCCACCGGCCAAUUCACCUGUCGGUACGAGGAGAGGGUCAGCGAUACGUGGAUCUCGUCUCCGUUCAGCCAAGCCAUGAUGGUCCUCACGCAAGCCCGGUCUCAGCUCAUCCCAUUGGUGGCCGGCUGCGCCGCCGGCGCCGCCACGUUGCUCCUGGGGCUCCUAUUGGUUGUUUGCUUCUGUCGGAAGCGGAGAGGUGGUGUUCACUGGAAGGGGGCUCCACAACAAGGACGACCCAAGCACCUACCCAAUGGCCAACGUCAACAGCAGCAUCAGCUGACCUUGAAGGCCACCCGGACCCAACCCCUUCUCCACGGCGGCGGGGAGAAGGAGAGGACAACCCUUCUCCUUCCAAGCCGCUCAACCCACCGUCGGCUUUGUAGGUCCACCCCGUGCCAGUAAACAUCUCCUCAAUCCCU